Messenger RNA from Aplosporella prunicola CBS 121167, 2837 nucleotides. RefSeq lists its product as uncharacterized. The record is from RefSeq and is a predicted model, not a curated record. Gene Ontology annotation, biological process: reciprocal meiotic recombination; double-strand break repair via synthesis-dependent strand annealing. Gene Ontology annotation, molecular function: hydrolase activity, acting on acid anhydrides; ATP-dependent chromatin remodeler activity; ATP binding. NCBI's taxonomy places the organism in Eukaryota, Fungi, Ascomycota, Dothideomycetes, Botryosphaeriales, Aplosporellaceae. The coding region runs from base 147 to 2594 and encodes 815 amino acids. The transcript is spliced from 2 exons. Gene Ontology annotation, cellular component: nucleus.
CGCAACAACACUCGUUCGUCCAUUCUUCGCCACUGCCGUCAGUUUUUCUCCUUUUCUGCUGCAUUAUUGUCUUCUCCAGUGGCCUUGUGUGUGACACAAACGUUCUUCACGGCCAAUCCCCUCCGUUGUUGUGUCGGCAUCUUCAGAUGUAUCGGUCCAAAAGCCUUACUCUGACGGAGGACAAGGAGAAUGUAACGCCCGUCUCGAAGAAAAGCGUUUCCACCCUGUAUGGCGGCACGCCGCAAUCACUCGAUCGCCUCGUAAAGCCAUUCAAGUGUCCAGGCUCAGCGACACCUACACGUGCCUCGGAUAAGCCGGCAAGGAAAAGGAGGAAGGUUGAUUACUCCGGAGCUGAUGGUGAUGUGGUGGACGGUGACAAACCGUACACAAACGAAGACCGUCUGGCGCUCGCCACCAGGGAUGUCAACAAAUUCCCGGUGUUCAAGGUCAAGGACAAGGAGUCGACAUUUCGGCAACGCUUCUCAGUUCCGUUGAAAAACAAGGACACGGGUGCAUACAAUGCGGCUAGGCCGGCUCCCCUGCUCGGUAUGCGGCAAGGUGCAGUAUUUGUGGCCAAGCCAUUGCACGACCCCGCUGGAGAAUUCGCCAUUGUGCUUUAUGAUCCGACUGUCGACGACAAGCCCGUCACUCCGUUGGAAGAGGGAGAGAAAAAAACUGACGAACCUGAACCGCCGAAGCUAGAUGCUCCGCUUGUUCACAAGAGCUUGGCGGACAUACUUGGACUGAAGAAGAAGGUCGAUGAACGGCCGAAAGUUCCGGUAGUCAUCGAUCCUAGGCUUGCAAAGGUUCUCAGGCCACAUCAGGUAGAGGGUGUAAGAUUCCUUUACCGUUGUACUACAGGUCUUGUUGAUCCCAAAGCCAAUGGUUGCAUCAUGGCAGACGAAAUGGGUCUAGGCAAGACGCUUCAAUGCAUCGCCUUGAUGUGGACUUUGAUCAAACAAUCGCCAGAGGCCGGCAAAUCGACAAUCCAGAAAUGCGUCAUUGCGUGUCCCUCCAGUUUGGUUAGGAACUGGGCCAACGAACUCGUCAAGUGGCUUGGCAAAGAUGCAAUCACCCCGUUCGCUAUUGAUGGCAAAGCCUCGAAAGAAGAACUAACUCAGCAGCUUCGGCAAUGGUCAAUAGCAAGCGGGCGUGCCGUGGUCCGUCCUGUACUCAUUGUGUCUUACGAAACACUUCGACUCAACGUAGAAGAACUUAAGAAUACGCCGAUCGGACUCUUGCUUUGCGAUGAGGGACAUCGUUUGAAGAAUGAUGAAAGCCAGACAUUUACGGCUCUUAACAAUCUCAACGUCCAGAAGCGCGUCAUUCUUUCUGGCACUCCUAUCCAAAACGACUUAUCCGAAUACUUUGCAUUGCUCAACUUUGCCAAUCCUAAUUAUCUCGGAACCAAGAACGAGUUCAGGAAACGCUUCGAACUUCCAAUCCUGCGAGGCCGUGACGCAAACGGUACUGACAAGGACCGGAAGCUGGGUGAUGAACGUCUUUCGGAGCUGCUUACACUUGUCAACAAAUUCAUCAUUCGCCGAACGAACGACAUCCUCUCAAAGUACCUGCCAGUCAAAUACGAGCACGUCGUCUUCUGCAACCUUGCACCCUUCCAAAAGGACCUUUACAACCUCUUCAUUCAGUCGCCGGAGAUCCGCCAGCUUCUCCGCGGCAAAGGAAGCCAGCCUCUCAAGGCCAUUAAUAUUCUCAAGAAACUCUGCAAUCACCCUGACCUUCUCGACCUUCCAUCGGACUUGCCAGGCUCGGAAAGCUGCUUCCCAGAUGACUUCGUUCCAAAAGAUGCUCGGGGCCGUGACCGAGAUGUUAAAUCUUGGUACUCUGGCAAGAUGAUGGUCCUGGAUCGUAUGCUUGCUCGUAUUCGCCAGGAUACGAAUGAUAAGAUCGUCUUGAUCAGCAACUACACUCAGACGCUGGAUGUUUUCGACAAGCUCUGUCGCUCAAGAGGCUAUGGGUGCCUUCGCCUUGAUGGGACAAUGAACGUCAACAAGCGGCAGAAGCUCGUUGACAAGUUCAAUGACCCUGAGGGCGGCGAGUUUGUCUUCUUGCUCAGUAGUAAGGCCGGUGGUUGUGGGCUGAACCUGAUCGGCGCCAACCGCCUCGUCCUCUUCGAUCCUGACUGGAAUCCCGCGGCUGAUCAACAAGCCCUAGCUCGUGUGUGGCGCGAUGGCCAAAAGAAGGAUUGCUUUGUAUAUCGCUUCAUCGCGACAGGUACCAUCGAGGAGAAGAUCUUUCAGCGCCAGUCACACAAGUCGGCGCUCUCAUCAUGUGUCGUCGACUCGGCUGAGGAUGUCGAGCGCCACUUUUCCAUCGACUCGCUGCGAGAGCUCUUCCAGUACCAGCCUAACACCACCAGCGACACGCACGACACGUUCAAGUGCAAGCGUUGCAGGUCCGACGGCAGGCAGCACAUCAAGGCGCCAGCGAUGCUGUACGGUGACACGAGCAGCUGGAACCACUUUGUCAACGAUGGCGACGAAGGCCCGAUGGCGAAGAUCCAGGAUUUGUUGCUCAGGCAAGAAACGGCGGAGAAGGCCGUUAGCGCCGUGUUCCAGUACAUCAGCCAUUAAUGUCGUUGCUGAUGCGGUAGGUAGUCCGUCGCUAAGAUUGUGGUUGGGCUGCGUUCGCGUCCCCCGUUGGCAUAGCUAGUCCGAUACCCCAUAUUGUUGGCAGCAAUAAUAGAGAGCCUAGAUUCUUGCACAUAAUUGCGCACUUGCGCAACCUCGCUCCGAACGCGUCGUUAACCCCACAAGUCCAUGUCUCAAGGCCCCGAAGCCCCUCUAGUUUUCUCGCCGCCUAAACCACUAAAGAGC